AUGGGUCUUCGUCUCAGUCCCCGUCUCUGUCGCAGCCUCGGGCUCUGCCUUUUAUUCGCCGCUGUCCACGCUACCAUCACCGUCGAGCCCUCCAACAACACCCAGGAUCUGGCCUGGUCAUCCUCCGCGACCUUCCGCUUCCACGGUGCCAGCCCACUGUCCGGCCAGACUCUCGCUCCGUUGACGCAGUACCUCGUCAAUUUAUCCACCAGCCAAGUCCAGGGCUUCGACGUUGCGGGUACGAUUCUUGAGGUCACUGCCACGAACUCCCAGGAUCUCUCGAGUUCGCAGAUUGCCUGCAUCCCCUGUGAUUCAUCAGACUACCCCGGGGAAUUGGAUGCUAGCCAAACCGUCCAAAGCGUCAUCUCCGCGGAGUCCCCCCCGGCGGCCAUUGUCCUCUUCAGUGCUUCCGAGAAUCACUGCAACUUGACGAGGGAUGCUUCCGCGGAGAAUUUCCGCUACAUCUUCACUCUCAAGCAAGCACAUGCGGCCGCGGUCCUAAACCAGACCCUCUCGACCACCUCAAACAAGACGUACAGCAUUGUCCCAAUGUCGUACCCAGUAACAACCACCACGGCGGACACCAGUAGUGAUACUGGGGGCUCGGGUGAUAGCCCAAACACCGCCAUGAUUAUCUUGUAUAGUAUUACGGGUAUCAUCACCGCCCUGUUCCUGGGCAUCAUCAUCACCGGUGCCGUCCGGGCCCACCGCCACCCCGAGCGGUAUGGACCACGUCGGGUCGCCGGUCGUCCACGGCAAAGUCGAGCGCGAGGGAUAGCCCAAGCUAUGCUCGACACCAUCCCCGUCGUCAAAUUCGGCGACAAUGCCGAUGGAGUCGAUGCCGCCAAGCGAGAUGUCGAGAUGGCGGGAGCCGAGGAUCCCGCUCGGGAACACUCGCCUUCCCGCUCGGACACCAUCGCCGACGUUGAGCAGACCACGCCGCAUGAAUCUGAAAUGCCCACUUCCGAACAGCCGGCAGAACAAUCCACAGACGCCGCGCACACGCACGACCCGAAGCCUGAGGCGGCCCCAGACGGGGGUAACUUUUCCUGUCCCAUCUGCACGGAUGACUUCAUUAAGGGCCAAGAUCUCCGUGUCCUGCCUUGCAGUCAUCAGUUCCAUCCGGAAUGCAUUGACCCUUGGCUUGUAAAUGUGUCUGGCACAUGUCCUCUUUGCCGCAUUGACCUCAACCCCCCCAAGGCUGAGGAGAAUGCCGAACAAGAAGGAGAACACCCAGAGUCCCAUGCUGAGGACACAUCCGCCGCCGCUGCCGACGCACCUCAGCACCGACACUCUCACCGAUUAACCAACUACCUGCACGGCCCGCUGAACGCCCGGCGCAUGCGCAAUGCCACCGUAGAAGAGCGCCUCGACGCCCUACGUCGUGUGCGAGAAGCCAACAACGGUGAAGCCGACGACGCCGAUCCCGCCCGCUCCGGUCGUAGCCGGCUUUCCAGGCGGCUCCGCGAACGCUUUCGCAUCCGCACCCGUGCCCACGGCAUCGACUCGCCCAGCCCCGUCGAGAGCGGGUCGACUACCCCGGCCGUGACUACACCCGCCGUACCUGCUCCGGCACACACCACCGGCCCAUCAGCCUCUGAAUCCAACCCAUGA
Molecule: messenger RNA, 1614 nt
Organism: Penicillium macrosclerotiorum
Lineage: Eukaryota; Fungi; Ascomycota; Eurotiomycetes; Eurotiales; Aspergillaceae
Product: RING-H2 finger protein
Exons: 4
Coding region: 1-1614 (537 amino acids)
Source: RefSeq, a predicted model, not a curated record